AUGGCUAAACUAUGUACUGCUUACUGUAGGCCCAUAGCCGCCAUGGUUGAGCUUCAACCCAUCUUCAAGAAGGCCUACUGGGCCCUGGCAGCCGGUGGGAUCUUCUAUGCGAUAUUCGUCUGUGCCAUGACGUACCCCGUAGUCCAAAGAUUGACAAGCUCAUUAACUGCAACCAAAGAAACACAGGUGCAGCCAUUCAAACUCGUAACUCCCGAUAACGAGACACUCUAUGGAUGGCAUCUCCUGCCCCUGCAGCUCUGCCACGAGCAUGAAGAGGAGCUAAAUGCAAACGAACCAGACGGACCAGCAGACGAUUACACCAAAACCACUGCAUUCAAGCUACUCAAAAAUGACCCGAAUGCCAGGGUGGUAGUUAGCUUCCACGGCAACGCCGCCCAUCUCGCAUCCGCCCAGCGACCAGACAUCUAUCGGCAAGUCCUGGGACUCUCAACCCCCCAGAACCCCGUCCAUGUCUUUGCCAUUGACUACCGCGGAUUCGGUCUCUCAACUGGCUCUCCUACAGAAGAGGGCCUAAUCACGGACGGAGUAUCGCUGCUCAACUACCUCACCUCCAACCCACUGAACAUCUCACCAUCACGCAUCGUAAUCAUGGGUCAGAGCCUAGGAACCGCCGUAAGCGCAGCAGUCGCAGAGCGCUUCGCAUUCGGGUCCCCAGACCCCACUGCUAUCCAGCCAGCACUAAAGAACCCGGAGCCCUUCGCUGGUGUUAUCCUGCUUGCAUCCUUCAGCAACGUCCCAAGCUUGAUCGAUUCCUACAGUUUGAAAGGAAUCACACCUCCGAUGCUCUCCUUGCUAGCUAACUACCCACGGGUACACAACUGGGCCAAGAGCCACAUCGUUGAUCGCUGGGAUACCGCCGGUAGAGUCGCACGUCUGUCCGGCGUGAACACUACUAUAGUCAAAGACGACCCUAACCCCGCUUACGCAAAUAAAGGUCUCGACCUCUUCAUCAUCCAUGCAGCAAACGACGUCGAGAUACCCUGGCAGGAGGGCCGGCGCGUCUGGGUCGCCGCCACGGGCGAGGACAUCCCCGGUGCCCCUGGCAGGAUAGUCCACGAACGGAAGGACUCUAACGGACCAAACGAAGUGCAGAUCUGGGAGAAUCAAUCGACGAAGGACAAUGCAGUUGUUAAGCGUGUUAGAUGGGAACGCGUUAGCCAUGGUGAGGCUAACGAUGAAUUACAAGGCCACAACCGCGUCGCAACCUUCUCCGUCGCCGCUCUUUCAGUGAUGAGGGCCUUUGAGAAAGCGAGAUGUCAAAGGAAUCGCGAAAAUCCACUUAUAAGGCAGGCCAAUCAAGAGGGAGUCUGGGGACGCGUCGACGCGGCUGAAGAGUCUGUAUUCACUAGGUACUGUUACGAGCAGGGUAUGGAGGAUCCAAUUCCAGUGGUUCAAUAUUAUGAAAUGUUUUGGACGCUUGUGCUCUUGUCAGAGAGGACCAAAGAAGCGCAGUGA
Molecule: messenger RNA, 1476 nt
Organism: Aspergillus niger
Lineage: Eukaryota; Fungi; Ascomycota; Eurotiomycetes; Eurotiales; Aspergillaceae
Exons: 7
Coding region: 1-1476 (491 amino acids)
Source: RefSeq, a predicted model, not a curated record